AUGACCACAUUCAUUGUUGAGUUACGUAUUUUACUCGACCAAGUAUGCGAUGCCAGACAGGACGAUUCAAUGGCUGCCGUUAUGGCUUUGGAAGACAGUUUAAACAUGAAAAAAGAACGCAUGAUCAACCUUCUAGACGAUGCACCCCAAAACGCUGAGCAUCGAACUUUAUUAAAGUCAGGCAAACCAGUCAUUAACGGAAAGGAAUUCAGAGUCAAUGAAGACUUUAUCAAACAAGCAAUAUUCCUUUCUGAUCAAUUAAACCUGGAUGAGUAUGAAGCCGCAAGGUUAUUACUUGAAGGUAUUAGUGAAUCUUCGAAUGUCAACUCUACGCCUUUAGACACCGCAGUAUACAUGUACCAUUCCGAAAGAGGACAUGUCUUGGCUAUUUUAAACGUUUUAUUGGAAGCAAUUAAGGACUCUUCAUUCAAUACCAAUGUUCGCGGUGUCUUUUCUAACUUCAUUGGAGGCAUUGUGUCAGAAAAACCAGCCAACGGUAGCUUUGUUGAAAGGGUUGUCAAAUCAACAAGAGAUUUAUCAGUCAAGAUAAGUGAAAUCACAAAACUUGGCAUGCUGGAAUCUGCUCACGACAUAUAUAAGAGACAAAAGCAACUUGAAGACCUGCACCAUCAACAUCACAAUCAGCCUUUUUCAGAAGUAAAGCACUUUCCUUCUGAGCUGCUGCAUCUCUUACCAGAAACCACCAAGUUGCGUAUCGAUCGAUUAAACGAAGAGCGUAUCUCUCUUGCCCAAAUUUUAUAUCAUAUUGCAUCUCUUCAUUGGCUGCCUGAAAACGAUUUGGUUGUAAUGUUGACAAAGGUACAAUCCAUCAAUUUGGCUGAUGGUAUUGCGCCUUAUAUCUUGACCGCCUUUCUCGCUGCCAUCUCCUUUGAUUGCUCAUACCCGAGUGGACGCCAGGGAAUCGAAUUUUCAGCAAACGACGCAUUUCUCAAGAAAAUGCAUGAUCAGAUCACCGGAAAUAAUUGGAGAGUAAACACAUUAAAGACAGUCGUUCAAAUCCAAUGGGCUUUAUUCAUCAACAUCAUCUCACACAGUAGACCUUCUGUUGACAAAGAGCUUUCAUUCGAUAAGGAACAAAGACUGCGACUUGUCAAAUCUGCCAUCGCUUUAGAUGCAUUUGGAUUUAUGAACAAUUACCUUUUAUAUUUCAAGCAGGAAAAACCAGAGGAUGAAAAGAAGAAGAUAGAGACGGAUGAUGUCGACAUGGAUACCGCUAUGAUACUGGAUGGGUUAAUUGUGGACCCUGACGAUUAUACUAAAUUUGAUGUCUUUAUCAGCAAAGAUUUUCAAAUUUUUGUUGUUCAUGAGAUGGAAUAUUUAACACAAUCUUUCAUCCUCAACAUGUCUGAAAUUUUCCAGGCUAUCAAGUCCGACGUUGUCGAUAGAGAGAUCAGUGCUGAAAAAAAGGAAGAGAUCAACAAUAGUUUGACAAAGUUUUUAACUUUACUUGCUAGUAUCUAUAGAGAUCGUAUGGAUGCUGGAUUAAAGUUUUGGAAUAGCACCAAUAAUGCCCUUUACAGAUUUUUGGGUUUUCUUGUUGAUUACAGGUUACCACAAAGUCUCGCGGCUACAUUUGAUUUCUUCGGCGCCAUCUCUACAGGCAUUGAAAGUGCAACCAAUUCUCACACAAUGCUCAAGAUUGGAACAAACAAACAGGAUAUUUCUAAUAGCAACUUAUUCUCUUGGGGAAAGCUUUUCGCUACAAUCCAAUUCUUCACUAACUUAAUUCGUGAGAACUCCGCAGAUGGGCAACCACCCGCAUUUCCACCAGAAGAGGAGGACUCCCUAUGCAAGUUUUUAUAUCUUUGUCAGCAAGUGGUACAAUAUUCCGUGGAAGCUAGGCUAGAAAUUUGGUCCGACCCACUUCUUCGCGCACAUGAAAGUAUUGUAUUAAUGAUUAGCUGUCAAACUUCACAUCGUCUUCGUGCCAGUCUAUAUAACCUCUUGACAGCAUUCUGUUCAAACUGGGGUGGUGGAAUCAAUGAUGUAGGAAGGGACAUCGCUCUCGAAGUUUGGAAAACUUUGGAACAUUCUGACAUGAUCAUUCCUGACAAGGUUAUGGUUACCAAACCAACAAAAGUUGUUGCCACCUCAUCUAACAACUCUCAGGCACCACAAAACACCUUGUUCAAAUGGUAUAACGCAGAGCAACCAAAAAUACCCACCGUAGUAGAUACACCAAAGCCAUCACAUCAACUCUACUUGCCAGAAAAACCUCCCGGAAUUUUACGUGAAUUUGAAGAAGGAAAAACCAUGAAAUCGUAUACAGAGACACUUGCGGUGUUAAAAUUGGUGUCUUCAUUAAUUCACACACCUAGUAAACGAGACAAAUUGAUUGCUGGAUUUUCUUCUAUCAGCACAUCCAUUCCCAAUCUCUUAGGUUCUGAUAAUAACCGUUCACCCGGUACUGCACCUUAUAUCUCUCUUGUAGUAGACCACAUUUUCUUGAAUAUCAAGAAUUUGAAAUUUUCUCAUCCUGAUGUUCGCUGGCAACUGACCGAAUCUUGUUUAACCAUUGUUGAAAAUAGUCUUAUGGCAUUCGACAUCGAACCUCUUACGGAUUAUAUCAAGUACAACACGCCUGCCAACGAAAUUUCACAUAUGAAUUUUCUUAGUGCUUUAAAAGGUAUAAAUGCAGAAUCAGAUAAAUCCUACACCUCACACAUUCGAUCUGCUUUAUUGGCAUUUAUUACUUUGCCUGGUUAUGAUAUUCUUCUGCGUAUUCUCUCGGGUGGUGCAUUGAUUCAUGAGAUUUUCAAGAUCGUAGAAUUGGGCAAAGAUGCCGUUACAAAAACCAAGAACGAAAAGAACGAUUAUUUUACAAGAUCGAUGACUCGUUGUUUGCGUAUUUUUUCAAGGGUGUUCAAAAUUCAAAAUGCAUUCGUCAAUGUCUUUAUGCCUCAACUAAAUAUCCUCGUCGAAGCACAACCUGGCGGUGUGUUUAAAUUGGAUCAGUAUACUUUCCCUAUCCCUCCUCCAUCCUACCGCUCAUUGGGCAGUUUGAUGAUGUAUAACACAAAGGUGAUUGUUCAAAUUGCUUUAAUGGUGAACUGUGAUGCUUUUGAAACUCUAUGCAAUCUCAGUGCUGCAACUCUUGCUAACUUAGCGUCGCAACCUGACGAUAACUUUGACAAGUUCACUUUCCCCAAUCAUAUCAAUGUUCCUAUGGGUGGUAUCGGUUCCAAGCUUGCGGGUAUUUUAGCAUCUAGUCCUGAUGCAUCUUCUAUUGUUCUUGGGUUUAGUGAACGUCUUCAAAUCGAAAAUUCAGAAAUCCUUACAUACGAUGACUACGAGUACGAUAUGAACAUCAUUCCAUUCUGGCUUGCUGAGAAGACACUCGGUAAUAUUUAUCGAUUUGACAAUUUUGAUGACAAUGAUCAGCACUCGCCCUCCAUUCGAAUCACCAUCUUGGAUAUGUUACUCAAUAACAUGGCCAAGGAAAUCCAAUCACCUACUAUCAGUGAAUUUUUACUAGGAUAUGAUGUGAAGGAAUUGGAAACAAGUGGUACCCAACAUAAGUCUUUGCCCACCGAUGUGAAACACAAGUCCCAACUUGCUUGUUUGUUGUCGAUUUUAGAAUUGGUAAAUACUGGUAUUAACAACGAUGUAGAUGAUGUUGAAGAACCUUUGAUUCGCACGCACCCUGUUUUAGCUGAAAAAUGUUAUCAAUUGAUUUUUGAGCUAUGUGUGAGACAAUCCACCUCAAAUGCCACUUUACACUAUCUGCGAAACAACACUGAUAAGUUUUUGGUCAACCAAUUUAAGGCGAUUGCUUGUCGUUUGGAAUCUUGUGUCAGUGUAUCCGAACACUACUUUAUCGGUGAAUUGGAAUCCGCUGAUAAAACAAUAAUUACAGCAGACUACUUUACGUUAGUCAGUAUUUUGAAUCAGCGUGCUUGGUUGUUGAAGUUGGUUGCUUUGGAUCUCCUGAAGACAGAUUCAAACAAGACCGGAACACUCGAUUUAUUGGAGUUGCUCUAUGGUAUCGAAGAGAGCCAGUCUCACGGUAAUUCUGAAAAGCAGCUUAUUCGCAACAUGGAAAAGAUGCAAUUGAAGUUAGAUGCCAAUUAUCAACAGCCUCUUUGGAACAUGCUUGAGAUUGUUAACUCUUUAGAAUUUACCUGGACCGAUGGAUUAGACGAAGGACCAUUACCACCUACUGUCUAUUUUAAAAAUUUCCACCCCGAUAAGUAUGUGAUUCAAAAGGAUGGCUACACUAUCUAUGAUAUUCGCAAUAUCUUCAAGAUUAUUCGCCAAUAUCAGUUAAAGGAUCCAGUCUGUCAAAACUUAUCUGAUGUCGAGCGUAACGCAAUGGAAUUAGAGAUGGGAAGUUUACUGAAGUACUUGAUGGCACAAAAUCGAUACAACGAAAUAUCUUUCGCAAGAUUGCAUUGUCUUCGCGCUUGGAAACAAGUGGUUGAAGUGACCAUCGCUGAUUGCUUUGACUUAUUAACCUUUGAAGCUCGUCAAAAGGUCAUUUAUGAUCUGCUCUCUGUCUUGUUGCCCAAGCUGGAAAACGGUGCAAGCCUUCAUUUGGAGAUUUUGAAGGGGUUAGGUGAGGUCACUUUAAGUUUGUUGACUCGCUUGAGAGAAGAUAAGCGUAAACAUUCGAUUCUUCAAGUUGGCUCCGAUGCCAGUGUGUCUCGCCUGCCUGAUGAGAAGCUUCGUUCGGUUUUCAAUUCGAUUAUCAACACUAUUCUUAGAGAUUCAACUGCGAUCGAGGUGCGUAGCGCCAUGUACUCUGCCUUGGUAAAUCUGAUUCAAUACAUUACCCCUGAUAAAGAUUUAGACGAUGCUUCACCCAAUGUUAUCCAUAAUCAGGUCAUCAAUAUCAUCGGUGGUGGGUAUAAAGAACAACUCUUUGAUAUCAUCUGCAAUGAUGCAAGUCAAGGUUUAGACAUAUACAAGACAUCCGCAUAUAAAGCUCUUGAAGCAUUAUAUGUCCUGACCAAAAAAUCCAAAAGUACUGUCAUUCAUAGUUACUUUCUCAAAAAGAACUUCUUGAAAUACAAUAUUGCCAUGAUUGAAAGAUCUGAUUUGGAGUUAGUCAAGAUUAUCAAUGAACGUGAUGGUAAUAUACACAUUAUAUAUAUGUAUAUACACUUUUUAUGA
Messenger RNA from Mucor mucedo, 5133 nucleotides. RefSeq names its product nucleoporin Nup186/Nup192/Nup205. Lineage: Eukaryota; Fungi; Mucoromycota; Mucoromycetes; Mucorales; Mucoraceae. Gene Ontology annotation, cellular component: nuclear pore inner ring; nuclear pore. Gene Ontology annotation, biological process: nuclear pore organization. Gene Ontology annotation, molecular function: structural constituent of nuclear pore. The record is from RefSeq and is a predicted model, not a curated record. Bases 1 to 5133 code for a protein of 1710 amino acids. The transcript is spliced from 2 exons.